ACAAUUUCUCAUCAGUGUGUAGUACUACUACUCUCAGACACAAAGCAUUUGCUACAUUUGCCUUUUCCCUUGCCAUGGCUUCCUCACCAAAACUCAUCUCUAUCCUCUUCCUCUUUGCUCUCUUCUCCAUGCAAAUUCAUGCCAGGGAAUUCUUCAGCAAAAUCCCAAGUGUCAACAACAAUGAGAAAGAGACAACAACCAUCCCUGACACAAGAGAGCAACAGCAUGAAUCCUUCAUACCUGCGACAACCCAUAAGACUUCACUUCCCAACAGAGAGGAGCAGACUACUUUUGGGAAGCAAGAGCAAGAACCAAGGUUUAUCCCCGAAACCCAAAAUGGUUAUGGCCUUUAUGGGCACGAGUCAGGCCAGCUCCCUCCCAGCACCACCACUAAAGAAACCUAUGAACCCUAUGUUACCCCGGUCAGAUACCACCCAGAUGAACCCUACAACAGCAUUCCUGCAUCCAACAACAACAAUAACAAAAACACUUACUAUUACAACAAGAAUGCCUACGAGAGCACUGAGCAGCAAAACUUGGGUGGGGCCAGGUUCACAGAGAAAGGAUGGAGCACUAAGGAAAACCAGAACAACAACUACUACUACGGUAAUAAUGGGUACAACAAUAACAAAAAUACCUACUAUUACAACAAGAAUGCCUACGAGAGUACAGAGCAGCAAAACUUGGGUGAGGCCAGGUUCACAGAGAAAGGAUGGAGCACCAAGGAAAACCAGAACAACAACUACUACUACGGCAACAAUGGGUACAACAAUGGUGAAAAACAAGGCAUGAGCGACACUAGAUACCUGGAGAAUGGAAAGUACUACCAUGAUAUUAAGAGUGAGAACAACAAUUAUCCAAACCAGUUUGAGAACUCCAGGGGAGGUGCUUCAAGGAACGAGUUCAACGAGAAUCGUUACAAUAACAUGGGAAGGUACAACCAGAAUCAAGAGGAGUUCGAAGAGAACGAGGAAGAGUUCGAACCAUGAGCUUUGGUACCCUACAGUUUAUUUGAAGAACAUCAAGUAAAACAAGCACUGUUUUUAAUUAUUAGAUGUUAAGUAUGGUAAUUAAUUAUCAAAAAGAGUAAAGAAGAUAAAAAUAAUUUUUAUUGGGUCUUUGCGGUUUCUUUAUCUUUGUAUUUUCUGGUUUGCAUAGACAUAGUAUCCCCUUGCUUUGAAAUGCUAAAGGUAUGAGAGUUAUGUCUUUUUGUUUUCUUUUUUACUUAUCAAACAAUUUAUUGAAUAAAAAUGUAAGUAUAUAGGCUUUUGUAUUGAAACUGAUGUUUCUUGAUGCAAGGAUAACAUAGA
Durio zibethinus is the source of this 1310-nucleotide messenger RNA. Its product is annotated as protein E6-like. The record is from RefSeq and is a predicted model, not a curated record. Lineage: Eukaryota; Viridiplantae; Streptophyta; Magnoliopsida; Malvales; Malvaceae.